Messenger RNA from Diprion similis, 1877 nucleotides. Its product is annotated as sialin-like. NCBI's taxonomy places the organism in Eukaryota, Metazoa, Arthropoda, Insecta, Hymenoptera, Diprionidae. Gene Ontology annotation, molecular function: transmembrane transporter activity. The transcript has 9 exons. Gene Ontology annotation, biological process: transmembrane transport; monoatomic anion transport. Gene Ontology annotation, cellular component: plasma membrane. The record is from RefSeq and is a predicted model, not a curated record. Bases 214 to 1800 code for a protein of 528 amino acids.
AUAGUUGACCACUGAACAGUGGCCAGUCAGUGUGUGUCCCAUCAGUGAUCAGUGACGACGAAGUGUGAUCUGGAAUCCCCGAACUCGAAGUGAUCGUAAAACUGUUCUUAAACCUAGAUUUGGUGCUUCUCUUCGUGUCAAUUACCAAGCCAUGUGUCGCAAGCACAAAUACUUUCUCAUGGACGUGCAAUUGGUUCACCUCAUGACGUGACGAUGGCGGCCCUUGUCAGACUCAAGAGGGGUAGUGUGCAGCUGCGGCACGCCGCUCUCGAAGUUAGGGCGGCAGUGCGAGCGCGACACGCAGUCGCGGCUCUGGUUGCCGUAGGCUAUGCCCUUUGCGGAGCCGUAGAAGUCAGCGCCUCCGUAGCCCUCCUAGCAAAGCAACCAGACAACCAUGCAAUCAUCGACACGUCGUGGCAUUGCAAUAUGCUCGUUAAUAUCACAAGCCGCAAUAAAACCGAAGACCACGAAGUCAUUUCCAUGGAGUUACUGCAAGAGGAGCACACGGAGUCCAUUAUGCGCGAAGCAUUCCUCUGGGGUCAGGUAGCAGGUCCAAUUCUAGGGGGUUGCCUAGUCUGGGGUCGUUCUGGACCCUCUAUCGUCUUCUCACGCGCUGUCCUCAGUGCUUGUCUGGCCUCGCUUUUGGUGCCCGCUGCUUGGAAAGCACCAUCACACGUUGCACUCAGGUUGUUCCAGGGCUUGUGUACAGGUGCCACAAUGCCCGCAGCUCACAUGUUGGCGAUGACAUGGUUCAAGUCGACGCACAGAAGUUGGUACUUCUCUUGUUACGCGGCCGUAAGCGUUGGCUAUUGCCUUAUGGGGUGGAUUGGUACUGCAAUGGUUCGUGCCUUCGGGCGCGACUCUCUGUGCUACGGACUUGCCAUACUCGCUGUCUGCUGGUACUUCGCGUUCAACCGCUGGGUUAAGAACUUCCCAAAGUCUUAUCAGCACGACACAAACGCAGCGGUAAUCCCAUGGGGAAAGCUGUUGAGAUCCGUUCCAGUCUGGGCAUCUGCAGUGGCAACAAUGGGAAACCAAUGGGGUGAUGCGACCUUGUCUCUUGGGAUGACCAAGUACCUAAAGCGGAUAUACGGCUUUUCCACGGCGAACGACUCAGUGCUCACUACACUACCGCACAUAGGGCACUUCAUGGCUGCACUGACUUGCGGCCUCCUCGUAGACCAUGUCCGAGAAUCCGGUAUGGUCUCAACAACCACUGCCAGAAAGUUGGUAGUAUACAUGGCACACUUCGUACCUGCUGCCCUUCUAUUUGUGGCGGGAUACGCAGGUUGCCAGGCAUUGGGUGCCGCAUGGCUCGGGAUCGCAGCCCUCCUGGUCUCCGGAACAGCCCCUGCUGGUGCUCUGGCUGCAGUCGCUGAUUUAGCGCCUGAAGAAUCGCCAGCGUGUGCAGCAGCUGCGUGCGCUCUUUGCUCAACCCUUGGAGCGGCUGGACUUCUAGCUGCCAACUACUUUGUCACUCAGGCAAUUCACGGCUCAAUUGCAGGCUCUUGGAGGUUGGUUUUCGGGGUGGCAUCUGUGGUUCUAUUUUCGACAGCGGCGGUCUUUUUGGCACUUGGUAAGGGGGUUCAGCAGCCCUGGAUCCCGUCAGUUGCCAGACCGAAGAGUCACGACGUGAUCUACGAACAGGAUUCUCUCGAGCUUGACUAUGAAGACGUCGGAGUCCAAACGGAGCCCUACGAGCUAUACGAGGCCUACACGUUGACCGAGGAUGUGGAGAGCGUAAAGGAAAUGCCUAGAUCAGCCUCAGUCCAUUCGAAAGCUUCAAAAUUAUCCGUAUAAAUAACACGUUCCAACAUUACAAAUCUGCUGAUUCUCGUCACGUAUUUUAGCGGAUUUGAUUGCUCGGGUCCUGAACG